UUACGUGAGCGCAAGGGCUUAUGUCUCAGGGAGAAGGGUCAAUAGUCGGUAUGUGAGCGGGAAGUUCUGGGCGACCGGUGACACUAGCAACUUGGCUUUUGUAUGCAUUUGUGGCAGGGGCUCAUCAGUAUCAUGGCAGCUCACCUCCCUGGUUCUCGGAGUUGCCUUUUCAGAGCUAUCUGGCUCCGACGGCGGUUUCUAAGGACUGCAUGUUUACUGGAGAACAGCUCCGCCGUGGGAACGGCUUAUAAGCCUGGCAAUGCAAGGAUCGCCGUGUAGGACGGACGGACGUGUUCAUCCCGCACUGAGGCAGCAUGAGUGGUGCUGACUCUACGACUGCUACUGUAUAUGACAUAGCGCCCACUAUCCUUUCGCGCUAUGCAUCGACCACCUUGUUCAUCUUCGAUAUCCUGAUAUCUAUUACUGACGAGGUAGAAUAUGUCUGGAAGGCGAAGUGGACUGUUCCGAAAGUCCUGUAUUUCAUCUCCCGAUACUUUGGACUUGCCGCGGCCAUAUUCUCCUGCGCACUCAAUCCUGUAGCAAGGAGUCCAGAGAGCUGCUCUCGAUAUAGUAUAUUCAACACAACAUGGUUGCUUCUGGGAUCGGCAAUCGGUGAUGCGCUGCUGCUAUUACGAGUACUUGCAUUGUUUGCGGAUCAACAAAAGACGCGCCUUGCUGUCAAAAUAGCAUAUGGAGUCACCUAUGCCAUCGAGACAGCAUUCCUGAUUUACUAUUUGGUACAUCCUUCCUACGCGCAGCCAGGAUCGACUGCGUAUGCCGGUAACUUGGGUUGUGUGGUGACCGCAUUAACCAAUAACGCCACGAAGCCCACAAUUUCAGACAUCAUACUAGCCAUAGCGAGUGUUCCUAUCAUUACGUUCAAUGCUCUUCUGGUCAUUCUGGUGUUCAAGAACAUUCUGCCCGCGUACAGAAGGAACGUGGCUGUUGGUGUUUAUACUCCGCUAUACGUCGCCCUACUCCGAGACGGAGCCAUGUACUUCGUACUAAUAGCAGCAAGCGGCAUCUUCAUCAUCAUUUCCCCGAUAGUUUGGUACAAUCGACCAGAUCGGAAUAACGCGGGCGUUCCGUGGUUCAUGGUCCUCACACCAGUUGCGGCCUCUCGUCUCUACCUCAAUUUGCGUGCCUCGGCUGGCAAAUCUCGAGAAGUGACUGAGUUUGAAGAGAUUGAGGAGGAGAUUAAUUUCAGUAUCCCACGGACAGAGACGACGUUGACUGAUUCCCGUCCUUAG
Molecule: messenger RNA, 1250 nt
Organism: Dacryopinax primogenitus
Lineage: Eukaryota; Fungi; Basidiomycota; Dacrymycetes; Dacrymycetales; Dacrymycetaceae
Exons: 15
Coding region: 315-1250 (311 amino acids)
Source: RefSeq, a predicted model, not a curated record